UCAUUUUAUGUAGCCUUUCUGGGACCAUUAAGUAAAAUCCCAGGUCGAAAAAGGGAUGCAUUUGCUCUUUGGUUGUCGUUGCCAACGAUUCUAACGGGGAAAAUAUGGCUAAAGCAUGCUUUGUUUCAUGCCAAAUUCGGACCAAUUAUCCGAGUUGGUGGGAGCCCCAACUUUAUUUUCGUUGGUGAUCGUGAUGCUGUAAAAAAGAUUAUAAUUACAGAGGAUUUUCCAAAAUCUCAAGUCUAUAAGUAUUUUCGACGCAAAAGAGAUGAAGAAACAUUAUUUGCUGGAAUUGAUAAAGAAUCUCAUAAACCUCGUCGAAGAAUGUUAUCGCCUGCAUUCUCUGUAAAAUAUCUGGCAUCGCUUGAACCUCUUAUCAAACAUUGCUUUCGUGAUGUGAUUAUUGCUAUUGACCAUUUAAUAAACGAUUCAUCGAUGGAAGACGUUAUUGGAGAAACGGCAUUUGGUGGAAAAUUUGAUAUGGUGUUGACUAAUAAACACCCGAUUCCUGAUGAAGUUCGGUUUUAUCUAAGACGUAUGGUGAUGGGUUCUUUUGUACCACCUGUACAAUGGUUUAUACGAGAGAGAAAGUAUCUGGAAGAGUUUGUAAUUAAACUCGCGAAGACAAGACGUCAACAAAAUACAAACGAAGUAAAAAAAGAUAUCCUUCAAAUACUGCUCGAUGCCGUGGAUGAUGAUAAUACUGGUUUAACUGAUAAUGAAAUUUUGGGGCAGCUUGUAGAGUUUUUGAUUGCUGGAAGUGAUACCACAGGUUUCAGCACCUCGCUUGCAAUGAUCCUUUUAUCACAACACCAAAAAGUCCUCGAAAAAUUAUUUCAAGAAAUUCGUGCUGCGAUUCCUGAAAUAGGCCCAGAUAAUUUGCCAAAUUAUGCGUUGUUAAAAGAGUUACCUUAUUUAAGCGCGGUCAUAAAUGAGACAAUGAGAUUAUGGCCUGUUUCAUUGGAUGGACUAACUGUCAGAGAAUUAACUAAGGACAUGAUCAUUGGACAAUAUCGUGUACCAGCAGGAACAGAAGUUAUCCCUAACGCUUAUUAUCUACACACCGAUAAAGACCUUUGGGGCUCAGACGCACUAGAAUUUGUGCCUGAACGAUGGCUCGUCCCAGAGAGAAUUCCAAAGGAUGCUUUCUAUCCAUUUUCAGCUGGAUCAAGAAGUUGUAUUGGACAAAAGUUUGCAUUGCUUGAAAUGCACCUAAUAAUUGCUUCACUUGUUCGUCGUUAUAAAUUUACUGAUAUCCCGGGACAACCAUUUGAUAUCAGUUACUUUCUUACACCGGCGUUCACUAAUCGCCAGUAUAAUAUCUUGAUGAAUUUGAGAAAUCAGGAUUGUGAAUAA
This is a messenger RNA of Ambispora leptoticha, 1356 nucleotides long. The record is from the annotation of a GenBank genome assembly. Lineage: Eukaryota; Fungi; Glomeromycota; Glomeromycetes; Archaeosporales; Ambisporaceae.